Molecule: messenger RNA, 1422 nt
Organism: Maniola jurtina (meadow brown)
Lineage: Eukaryota; Metazoa; Arthropoda; Insecta; Lepidoptera; Nymphalidae
Gene: Ptp-h
Product: RNA/RNP complex-1-interacting phosphatase-like
Exons: 8
Coding region: 144-935 (263 amino acids)
Biological process (GO): dephosphorylation
Molecular function (GO): protein tyrosine/serine/threonine phosphatase activity; polynucleotide 5'-phosphatase activity
Source: RefSeq, a predicted model, not a curated record
GAAAAAAAAGGCUUUGACUUUUACGUAUACAAAAAUCAAAAAUUAUAAAAAAAUAAUUAUUCUUGAACUCAUUUCUUGCAAUUUUGAAGCUUUAUAAUAAUAUCUUAUGUCAAGAUCUUAUUCUGAAAGAUCCCAUUUUCAAAAUGGCUCCUAGCAUACCUGAUAGAUGGAUUCCGUACAAAGCUUGCGGCGAUAUUAUAGAAGGAACAAGGAUAAUUUGUUUUAAAGUUCCUUUACGCAGGAUAGUGCAAGCUAAAGUUGCUCCGAAAGAUAUAUGGGACAUCAAAACUCUUUUGAAAAAAAUCCCAAAACUGCGCGCAGUCAUAGAUCUUACGAAUACGGCGCGGUACUACGAUGCACGUGAGCUUAAAUCGGCCGGUAUUCUGCAUACUAAAAUUUUGAUGCCGGGACGAAUAAUACCUCCAGAGGAUAAGGUGACACAAUUCAUGAAUGCGGUAGACAAAUCUCUUAAAGUAGGUGAAGAUUCGUUGGUCGGCGUCCACUGCACUCACGGAUUGAACCGAACUGGCUACAUGGUCUGCCGGUACAUGCGGGAUCGACUAGGAAUACCUGCUAAGGAAGCCAUCAAAAGAUUUGAAGCAGCGCGUGGCUAUAAAAUUGAAAGAGAAAACUACAUCGCCGAUCUUCUAGGCAAGCCACCUCCGCCUCCAGAUGUUGGCAGAGAUACUGUCGUAAAGCCGAUUUUCAAGAGGAAUUACCAUACAUAUUCCUCACCACUGAAUGAUUAUGACGAUGUGUUAGAGCAACGUGAAUCCAGUAAACGAAGGUUCGGGAAUCAGUCGUCAUAUCGAAGUGAUAACAAUUAUUAUAAUAAUAGACGAGAAGAGCCUAGUAUAAAACGCUUUAAAGGCAAUAGAAAAGACUCAAGUUCAAACAUGUCGACUUAUCAAUAUGAUUAUACAUACGACUAUUGACGGUAGUGAUGAUACCGGAUAGAUAGUACCUAAAUUAAUUAUAUUUUUUACACUUUUAUUCCUUGCAUAGUGACUACAAUGAAUGUAAUAUAUUAAUUGUAUUAAUAUAUUACCUGUAGAACUUUUUUAUGUAUAUUGUACUGAAAGGUUUUAAUCAAACUGUGAAACUAAAAAAAAACGCGGUUGUUCAAAAAACGAAGCUUAAUCUUCGGGAUCUGCAAUAAUAAUAAUUACUACUAAAGUUAGCAAUAAUUUAUAGUAGCUAAAGUUUAGUAAGUAAAAUCGCGGAUUUGCCAAAAGUUGCAUUUUUACAUUUUUAUUUUAAUCCUUUUCCCUUGCUCCACUUGUUUAAGUGAAAUUCAUAACUCUUUUUUUUUUUGAAAGUGUACAUUUUGGUAAAGUGCCACUGCCAUGCUUAUUUAAUUGCAAUUUGCAUUUGCAAGGGAAUUGUAAAAUAGAAUGAAAUACAUACUGAAUUUUACCGUUA